AAAAGAUCCUCCAUUCAAACACUACGCACUCACAACUGAACCAACCUGUUGAGCGGAUGGUGUAGGGUGUUGUUUCAGUCUCUUUAGUCUCUUUUGGGUGCUUCCUUUACAACCACAUUUCAUACUUCCACCAUUCAGUAUCUUUCUUCUUAAUAAAGAUUAAAACCUCACCGUCAUGAUGAAGACUUUGGCAUUCGUUUUUUUGACACUUUGGUCGCUUGUAUUGGCAGAAGCAGAGGAGGAUCCAUUUACCUUUGAUUAUAGCAGACUCCGGAUUGGUGGUCUGAUCCUGGCAGCAGUUCUGUGUCUGAUUGGUAUCACAAUUCUUCUAAGUGGCCACUGCAGAUGCAAAUUUAACCAGAACAAAAGACGAAGAUCCGGAAGCAACCCCCAGCAGAUGCUCAAUGACACAGCAAGGGCCAGUGAAUGCUAAAAAAUAAAAAUGACUUGGCCUGGGCCAAUCAGAGAUGGUUUCGCCUUCAUUCAUCGCAUGUACUGGUUUAUCAGAGGAAGGAUUUCUCCUGAUGGGGAAUUUGAUAUGAAGAUCUUCUGUGUUCACUGCCUCUUCUCCACUUCAUAAAGGAGUAAUACAAAUUAUGUCCUUGUGUUUUUUUAUGCCAGAUGUGCCCUGUUCUUUUAUCUAAAUUGAUUACCAAAAAUUCUAUGUAUUUUUUAUCCUGUCAGUAAUUGUUUUAAAUUAUCUUGAGCAUAGGUGUGAAAGCUGGCAGUAUCUUAAUUCAGUCUCACAUGGUAACCAUUAACCAAAUAUAACAGUAGCAAAUCAUUUCAACAUUACACGUUUGUACAACAUUACAUGAAUUUUGUGUGAAGUAGGCCCUAGUAUUGUUCAGUUUAAUUUGUAGUUGAAUAACAUGCAAAAACAUACUUCAUAUUUACACUGGAAUAGCCUAUUGUAAUGUGCUUGAUAUGUUUUGUUUCAGCCUAUUUCGAACCACAUUUUUGUAACAUGAAGAGGUUGUUUGUUUUUCUGUUGUGUGAAAAAACUGUCAGUAUCAGUCAACGAUAAACACCAAAAUAAAUAAAUAAAAAACACUAAAACUACA
Messenger RNA from Misgurnus anguillicaudatus (oriental weatherfish), 1064 nucleotides. It is a transcript of the gene fxyd3, whose product is annotated as FXYD domain containing ion transport regulator 3. Gene Ontology annotation, molecular function: sodium channel regulator activity. Gene Ontology annotation, cellular component: membrane. NCBI's taxonomy places the organism in Eukaryota, Metazoa, Chordata, Actinopteri, Cypriniformes, Cobitidae. Gene Ontology annotation, biological process: regulation of sodium ion transmembrane transporter activity. The record is from RefSeq and is a predicted model, not a curated record.